Messenger RNA from Blepharisma stoltei, 13804 nucleotides. The record is from the annotation of a GenBank genome assembly. NCBI's taxonomy places the organism in Eukaryota, Ciliophora, Heterotrichea, Heterotrichida, Blepharismidae.
AUGUCUUUGGUAAAAAGCUUUCUCAAAUUUAUUGUGUUGCUACUUUAUAUAUCUUCUCUAGUUAGUGCUGGAACUGGGUGCGAUCAAGAUCUUUGUGCAAACUGUAUCGCUGGUACAGCGUUUCAAUGCACCACAUGCAGAACUACCCCGUCUACAACAAUAAUGCUGAAUAACGUUUGCUUGCCUAAUUGCCCUUAUGAAUUCGCUACAUCUCCUUCUUGCACUGUUAAUACAAAUGCUGUAGUUGACGUAACUUUCGAUCAACCUUUAUUCAGUGGAUCAUAUGGCCCUUUUAUUACAGCGACUAGCUCAUCAACUUAUCAAUUCUUUUGGAGUCCUGAAAGUGUAGAUCCAAUUCCAGCUUAUCAGCAAGGAUUAUACUUUUCCGGUGGUGAUUACAUAGCAACCUCAGGUGCAUUUUAUCCUAAUUAUAAUGUUGCUCUGUGCUUAUGAUAUAAAUCCGUCUCAUCUAGCAAUGAUCUUUUAUAUAUAAAACCAGGAUCAGGAGAUGAAGUUUUAAGAGUCAAUGCGCAAGGUGGAUUAAGACUUGUUUUAGAGCAAAAAAAUGGAAACCAAGGAUCAACAAUAAAUACAGGCAAUAACCCCAAUACAUCCAACAAUAUAUGAUGAUUCCUUUCGUAUACAGUCUCUUAUUCCUCUUCCAAUGGAGACACGACAAUGGUUCAAUAUUUGAAUACAGUCGCUGAUCAAACAACUACUACAAAUGAUCAGCUGCUCAGAUGAUAUCAGGCAGGAAGCCAAACACUUAUUAUUGGAAAAGGGCCAAACGGAAAUUUUAAUGGCUGGGUAUAUAACUUUAAAUUUUGGAAUACAAACUACUCAGGCUGGGCAACAGAAUAUAGUGCUGUUUGUGGAUCAGGAACAAACUCAUGCUUUAUUAAUUGCUCAUUUGGAAAAUAUUGGAGUGGCUCCAGCUGUGUAUCUUGUGCAAGCCAAUGCACAAAUGGAUGCAUUGGAGCUAAUAAAUGCAAUUGCAAUGAUCCUCUUUGUGCUGUUUGCACAGGAUGGGCUUCAGGCUUAUGCACUACAUGCACCACGAAUGCUUCAGGAGGCGGGGCAGUUGCGUGCUCAUGCAAUCCAGGGUCUUAUAACUCAGACGGAUUUACUUGCACAAGCUGCCCAACAGGUUGUGCUACAUGCACGGGAGGAAGCUAUUAUCAAUGCAGCUCUUGCUUAUCAAGCUAUUACUUUUUAACCACAAUGUGUCUCAGUUCAUGUCCUGCUGGGUAUACUCAAGACUCAACCAAUAAGGUUUGCACGCUUUCCAUAACCACUGCUCUUUCAAUUGCUUUUCAGAACCAAAUUAUUCUCGAUACCCUCAGUGGUCUUACCGUAGGAGCAUCUAAUGCAAAUACCUACCCGACCUGGGAGUCGACUGAUCCAAUUCCUUCUAUUUAUAGAGGCUAUUACUUUACAAGUACCUACUAUAUGACUUUAUCUUCACUCUCAAUAUCCCCUUAUUUCACAGUCACUAUGUGGAUCAAUCCGACUGCCCAAGGAAACGUUGUAACCAAGUUUAGCACUGUUAAUGUUUUUCUCCUUACCCUAACUUCAUCAGGCUAUCCUUCUCUUGCGCUUAAACUCAAUGAUGCUUCGACAGUCACAGUUACUGGAUCGACAACCCAAUUCAAUGCUUGGCAUAACAUAGCGUUCACAAGUACAAUUAAUGGAAGUGGAAAGACAGUUAUAAGCCUUUAUAUUGAUGGGGCAUCUGUCACUAGUGCCACUUCUUCUAAUGCAUCCCCAUUUGUAGAUUCAGGAAUGCUUUAUAUUGGAAGACAAUCAAGCUCAAAUGGAUUCACUGGAUUCUUAUGAAGCGUUAAAGUGUAUAAUGACAAUACUCUUUAUAAUAGCGAAUGAAAAACGACUGGUUGCGCUAGUGGGUGCUCGACGUGCCCCUCAGAAUUGCUUUGUCCUAGCACUUGCCUAUUUGGGUACUUUUUAUCGUCAGGAUCUUGUUCAUCGUGCGCAGGAUCUUGUUCGCCCUAUGGUUGUAGAAGCACAGAUACCUGUAGACUUUGCAAGUAUAAGGAAUGCACAACCUGCACUUUAUUUGAUGGGCCUUGCACUGCUUGUAUAACAAAUGCCAGCUUGUCAGGAGGUGUUUGUUCUUGCAAUUCUAAUGCAUUUUGGGUUGCUUCAACUGCAACAUGUGAUGUAUGCGACAUUUUAUGCGCGACUUGUACUGGAACUUAUUACUUCCUGUGCAGUGCUUGCAGUGGAUCAGCGAUUCUCGUGGGAAAUGUUUGUUUGAAUGCAUGCCCGUAUGGAUUUACUUCUAGUCCGUCAUGCACUGUUGCUUCAACUACAGUUAUAGAUCAAACUUUUGACACUAAUUUCCUUGGAACAUAUGGAAUUUUUACAACUUCAACAUCAGCUUCCACCUAUCAAUUUUGGAAUAGUCCAGACUCAUUAGAUCCUGUUCCAGCUUAUAAAAGAGGGCUUUAUUUCUCUGGAGGUCAGUAUUUAGUAUCGAAUGCAAACAUUUAUUUAAGCAACAGCGUUUCAAUGGGACUAUGAAUUUAUGUGAUAACCGCAGGUGAUAUCCUUCAAAAGCAAACAAGACUUUCGUUCAGUUCAGCUGGAGUUGUUACAGCAACUUUAGAAAAUCCAUCUCAAACUACUACAUCAGCAUCGACUACAGCUUUGUCAGCAUUUUCUGGAUGGACUUAUCUCUCUUUUACAAUUACUUAUACGAGUGGAGCAACAACAAUUACUUCUUAUAAGAAUAAUGCACCGGGAACUACUCUUUCAAAUACAGCUUAUCUUUAUAGAGAUGCAGCUUCUGAUGUUUUGUAUCUUGGCAAGAGCUCUACUUCUUCUACAUUUGUUGGCUUUAUUUAUUAUUUCACUUUAUGGAAUACUGCAAUAACUGAUUUCUCGUCUAAAUUUACAAUACCCUGUGGAACUAGUUUAGUUACCUCUUGUCUUUGGUCUUGCAAUAUUGGCCAAUAUUAUGCUACGUCAUCUUGCACAUCAUGCAAUAGCUGUGGAAAUUUGGGAUGCAGGCAAGCAGUGUCAUGCAAUAUUUGCUAUGAUCCUUUGUGUGCUCAAUGCACAGGCUUUGGAGUUAACUUAUGUACUUUAUGUGUCACUCAUGCUUCUGGGGGAGGAACAACUGCUUGCUCAUGCGAUACCAACUAUAUAGCUUCUGCCGAUGGCUUUUCUUGUAUUUGGGCGUGCACUACUGGAUGUGCUGGUUGCUCAGGAACAGGCUAUUAUCAAUGCACAUCUUGUUUAACAAGCUAUUACUACUUAAACGGACUCUGUCUCAGCUCAUGCCCAACUGGAUAUACUCAGGAUUCUACGAAUCACCUAUGUACUUUGUCUUCAACUACUCCUGUAUCCCUUGCUUUGCAAGACUGAAUUAAGCUUGAUACGACAAGUGGCUUUACUGUUGGCUCUUCUAGUUCUAAUACUUAUCCUUCAUGAACUGACUCAACUGAUCCUGUGCCUUCUAUUUAUAGAGGCUACUAUUUCACGAGUUCAUCAUUAAUGUCUUUAAGCUCUCUAACAAUCACUCCUUUCUAUACUGUUUCAAUUUGGGUGAAGGCAACAUCGCAAGGGAACUUAUUUCUUAAGCUAAAUGGAUCUAGUGAAAUUUUCAAACUUGUUUUCACAUCAUCAGGAUGGCCAACUAUUACACUUAAACUUUCUGAUUCUACAGCUGUGAUUUUGAGUGGUACAGUUAGUUUAUUUAAUGCCUGGCAUAAUAUAGCUUUUACAGGAGAUAUUGUAAGUGGAAAUACUAAAAUUUAUUUUUAUACAGAUGGAGUGCUAAAGUCAAAUCAAGUUUCAGGUACCGCAUCUCCUUUUUCUGACUCUGGAUCCUUAUAUCUCGGUUAUUCAAAUUCAGCUAAUGGCUUUACAGGGUUUUUGUGGAGUCUUAAAAUAUUUAACGGAAAUACUCAUUACUUAGAUGAAUGAAUCACAUCUGGGUGUCCAAGUGGUUGCUCGACUUGUCCUUCUGAGUUGCUUUGUCCUGAUAAUUGUGCUUUUGGAUCCUUUUUAUCUUCUGGGUCAUGCUCAACGUGCGCUGGAUCUUGCUCUCCUUAUGGGUGUAGAAGCACAGAAACAUGCAGACUUUGUCAAUACCGAGAAUGCACUACCUGCACACAAUUUGACGGACCUUGUACAGCUUGUAUUACAAAUGCAGGCUUAUCAGGAGGCGUUUGUUCUUGUAAUUCUAAUGCAUUUUGGGUGGCUUCAUCUGCAACAUGCGAAUUAUGCGAUGCUUUAUGUUCGACUUGCAGUGGAACUUAUUAUUUCCUUUGCAGUGGUUGCAGUGGGUCUGCAGUCCUUGUUGGAAAUGUCUGUUUAAACGCUUGUCCGUAUGGAUUUUCUACAAGUCCCUCUUGCACAGUAGCCUCCACUUCCGUUAUAGAUCAAACUUUUGACACUAAUUUCUUUGGAACAUAUGGCAUUUUUACAACUUCAGCAUCAGCAUCCACAUAUCAGUUUUGGAAUAGUCCAGACUCAUUAGAUCCAAUCCCAGCUUAUAAAAGAGGUCUUUAUUUCUCUGGAGGGCAGUAUUUAGUAUCGAAUACAAAUAUUUAUUUUAGCAACAGCGUUUCUAUGGGACUAUGAAUUUAUGUAAUAACCGCAGGCGAUGUCCUACAAAAGCAAACCAGACUUUCAUUGAGUUCAGCUGGAAUUGUCACAGCAACUUUAGAAGAUCAUUCUCAAACUGCUACAUCAGUAUCAACUGCAGCUUUGUCAGCAUUUUCUGGAUGAACUUAUCUUUCUUUUGCAAUUACUUAUACAAGCGGUGCAACAACAAUUACUGCUUAUAAGAAUAAUGCACCGGGAACUACUCUUUCAAAUACAGCUUAUCUUUAUAGAGAUGCAGCUUCUGAUGUUUUGUAUCUUGGCAAGAGCUCUACUUCUUCUACAUUUGUUGGCUUUAUUUAUUAUUUCACUUUAUGGAAUACUGCGAUAACUGAUUUCUCAUCUAAGUUUGCUAUUCCAUGCGGAACAAGCUUGGACAGUUCUUGUCUUUGGUCUUGUAAUAUUGGUCAAUAUUAUGCAACUUCAUUUUGCACAUCAUGCAAUAGCUGUGGAAAUUUGGGAUGCAGACAAGCAGUGUCAUGCAAUAUUUGUUAUGAUCCUUUGUGUGCUCAAUGCACAGGCUUUGGAGUUAACUUAUGCACUUUAUGUGUCACCCAUGCCUCUGGAGGAGGAACAACUGCUUGCUCAUGCGAUACCAACUAUAUAGCUUCUGCCGAUGGCUUUUCUUGUAUUUGGGCGUGCACUACUGGAUGUGCUGGUUGCUCAGGGACAGGCUAUUAUCAAUGCACAUCUUGUUUAACAAGCUAUUACUACUUAAACGGACUCUGUCUCAGCUCAUGCCCAACUGGAUAUACUCAAGAUUCUACGAAUCACCUAUGCACUUUGUCUUCAAGUAAUCCUGUAUCCCUUGCUCUACAAGACUGAAUUAAGCUUGAUACAACAAGUGGCUUUACUGUUGGCUCUUCAAGUUCUAAUGCUUACCCAUCAUGAACCGAUUCAAAUGAUCCUGUACCUUCAAUUUAUCGCGGCUACUAUUUUACUAGUUCAUCAUUCAUGUCCUUAAGCUCUUUGACAAUCACUCCCUUCUAUACUGUUACAAUUUGGGUAAAGGCAACGUCUCAAGGAUAUCUCUUCCUCAAACUGAAUACACCAUCGGAAAUCUUCAAAAUUCAGUUCACAUCAUCAGGAUGGCCUCGUAUUAAUGUGGUUCUUCAAGAUUCAUCCGUAGUGAUUUUGACAGGAUCUACAAGUCUAUUUAAUAAUUGGCACAAUAUUGCUUUUACUGGAGACAUCGCGAGCGGAUACACUAAAAUAUUUUUUUAUACCGAUGGAUCCUUAAUAUCAAGUCAAGCAUCAACGAAUGCUUACCCUUUUAUUGAUUCUGGCAUAUUAUAUCUUGGAUCUUCUAAUGCAGCCCCCAGUUUUACUGGAUUUUUAUGGAGUCUAAAAAUAUACAAUGGAAACACUCAUUUCCUGGACGAGUGGCAAACUUCAGGCUGCUCUGGAUCUUGCUCGAAUUGCCCUUCUGAGCUGAUUUGUCCUGAUAAUUGUGGGUUCGGCUCUUUUUUCUCGUCUGGAUCCUGUACAACGUGCGAUGGAUCUUGCUCUCCUUAUGGAUGUAGGAGUACUCUUACUUGUAGACUUUGCCAAAACAAGGAAUGCACUGCUUGCACUUUAUUUGAUGGUCCUUGUACAGCUUGCAUCACAAAUGCAGGUUUAUCAGGAGGUGUUUGUUCUUGUAAUGCUAAUGCUUUUUGGAUUCAAUCUUCAGGAACUUGUGAAAUUUGUGACAAUUUGUGCUCUAUUUGCUUAAAGACUUACUAUUUCGAGUGUAGUGCUUGCACAGGCACAAAAGUUUUAGUUGACACUGUCUGUUUAAAUGAAUGUCCAUACAGUUUUACAGCGAGUCCCUCAUGCAUAAGCUCAACAUCAACUAUAAUUGACCAGAGUUUUGAUACAAUAUUCCAAGGAUCUUAUGGGAUAUUGACAACCUCCAAUUCUGCUUCCACCUCUCAAUUUUUUACUAGCCCAGAUUCUACUGACCCUGUUCCUUCAUAUGGAAGAGGACUGUAUUUUUCAGGUUCGCAAUACUUGCAAGCCAAUGUGAACAUUUAUAUGAACUAUCAAUUUUCAGUUGGCCUUUGAAUUUAUACAAUUACAGAUGGAGAUAUAUUCCAAAAACAAGCAAGAGUUAAAUUGGCUUCUAAUGGAAUAGCCAAUAUUAUCCUAGAAAGCCCAUCUCAAACUACAACGACAGUCACUACUUCAUCUACAGCUUUUAGUGGGUGGUCUUAUUUGUCCUUAACAGUUUCUUAUUCAUCAGGCUCAACCACAACUGUUACCUCAGUAAACAAUGUUGCUGGAACUCCAAUUUUAUCCACAAACUUACUGUUCAAAGACGUUUCAUCUGAUAUUUUGUAUGUAGGAAAAAGUACAUCUUCUGGAUUUGAAGGCUUUAUUUAUUAUUUCAGCUUAUGGUACACUGCUAUCUCUGAUUUUUCGUCAAAACUAUCGGUUCCUUGUGGGUCAAGUUUAUCUACUUCUUGUCUCUGGCCUUGUGAUAUCAGCGAUUACUAUGAUGGAGCAGCUUGCCAGUCUUGCAACUCCUGUUCUUUAGGGUGUACUCAGGGAGUUUCCUGUAAUAUUUGUCAUGAUCAUCUUUGCUCAAUUUGCAGUGGGUUUGGGUCAGGAUUAUGCACUCAAUGUGUGAACCAUGCUUCAGGAGGAGGAGCAACUGCCUGCUCAUGCGAUGUUAAUUAUAUCCAAGCAGCUGAUGGAUUUUCAUGUGUUUGGGGUUGCACUACAGGCUGUGGAGGCUGCUCUGGUACAAGCUAUUAUCAAUGCACUUCUUGCUUGACAAUGUAUUACUUUAUAUCUGGACUCUGCAUCUCUAUUUGUCCUACAGGAUAUACCCAAGACUCUACAAAUAAUCAAUGCACCUUGGUUUCAAACCUUUCUUUCAGUCUUCAGUUCCAAGACCUAAUCCAAUUAGACACAGUGAGUGGAGUCCAAGUUGGUUCCUCAGGUACAAACACUUAUCCAGCAUUUGAAAGCACUGAUCCAGUUCCUUCACUAUACCGUGGCUACUAUUUCAUUUCCGAUUCCUAUAUGGCAUCAACCUCCCUAAUAUUAAAUACUUACUUUACAGUCACAGUUUGGAUUAAGCCAAUUUUAUCUGGAUACUUAAUGCUAAAAAUUAACGGAAGUGACGAAAUGUUCAAGAUUUCAUUGUCAAGUGGCGGAGUUCCUACUUUAAUGAUAACUCUUCAAGACUUAUCAACUGUUUCAGUUAGUGGAGCUUCAAAUCUUUUUAAUGGUUGGCACAAUAUUGCAUUCACAAGUGAUAUUAUCAGUGGGAAAAUGAAGAUAUAUUUGUAUACAGAUGGAGUUGUUUCGGCAAGUCAACUGUCCACUAACUCAUCUCCAUUCAUUGAUUUAGGAAAUUUGAAGAUUGGAGCAUCGUCUGGGGCCAAUGGAUUCACUGGAUUUUUGUGAAGCUUAAAGGUAUUUAAUUCAAACUCGAAUUAUCUUGAUGAGUGAAAAACAACUGGGUGUGUUGGCGGAUGUUCAAGCUGCCCUUCAGAGCUAAAAUGCCCAGAUAACUGCGAUUUUGGAUCGUUUUAUUCAAGUGGAUGCACAACUUGCGACUCAAGCUGCACCCCAUAUGGAUGUAGGAGUUCUCUAACUUGCAGACUGUGCUUGCAGAAAGAAUGUAAAGAAUGCACACUGUUUGAUGGACCUUGCACUAGCUGCAUAGACAGAGCUACUUUAACAACUGGAGUCUGUGCAUGCGAUACAAAUGCAUUCUGGGUUCAGUCUUCUCAAAGUUGCGAAUAUUGUGAUUCCUUAUGUACUCAGUGUGCGGGAACUUACUAUUUUCUUUGCAGUGCUUGUACAACAGGUGAAACUCUUGUUGGGAAUGUUUGCUUGCAUGAGUGUCCUUAUGGUUUUGGUGGAAGUUGCACAAGUGUUUCUUCUCAAGUUAUAACUCAAUCUUUCGAUCAGAAUUUUGCAGGGUCAUAUGGUAUAUUCACAACAGCUACAAGCUCAUCAACUUAUCAGUUUUUCAAUAGUCCUGAAGCCAGCGAUCCUAUACCUGCCAAGAAGAGGGGGCUAUAUUUCUCAAGUGGAAAAUACUUACUUCACCCAGGUAAAAUUUAGAUUUUUUUGGGUAUUUAGUCCCUUUAAAUUGGAACUAUUUUAUUUUUAAUAAGAAAAUUUUAUUGAUGAAAAUACUAAUUUUUAUAAAAUUAGUUUUGACCUAAUUUAAUAGACAAAUUGUAAGUAGGAUGUCAUUUAAACAGUUUUAGCACUGAAUAGAUUAAUUUUUUAUUUAAUUCUUUAUAAAAAUAAAUUAAAAUUCAAAAUAUGAUGCUUAAUUAUAUAUUUUUAAAAUUUUAGUUUUUUUUAAAAAAAUAAAGAUUAAAAUCUAGUUUUAUGUGAUCUAAUUAAAUAGAAAAAGUAAGUAGAAUGUAUUUAAACAGCCUUUCACACUGAUUCGAUUCUAUUUUUUUAAUUAUUUCUUUAUAUAAAUAAAGUUUUCAGUAUUAUGCUCAAUUUAUAUUUUUUUAAGAUUUUAAAAAUUUUACAGAGAAAAAUUUAAAUGUUUUUUUUUAAAAGAGCAUUACCCCUUUUAAAUUGGAACAGGAUAUUUUUUUCCAAAUUUAAAGUGGAAAAGUUAGAAUCAAAUAUUGACGUUUAUUUAUCUUACAGCUUUUCACUUGGGUUUUGGGCUUAUGUAGAAACUGCAGGAGAUUUAUUCGAAAAACAAAAUAGAUUAAUUAUAAAUUCUAGCGGUGCUGCAACAAUUAUUCUAGAGAGUCCAAGUUUAUCCGCAUCCACUAUUACGACUGGAGUAAUAAGCUCCUCAGGAUGGUCAUAUUAUUCAAUAGCUAUUUUAUACUCUUCAGGCUCUACUACAACUACAGUUUAUAUCAACAAUGUAGCAGGAACUCCAAGCAGCACAAGCAAUUAUAUCUUUAGAGAUGCUGCUUCUCAAACUAUUCUAAUUGGCAAAAGUACUUCUUCCAACUUUUCAGGGUUUAUAUAUAAUUUCAACAUGUGGAAUAGCCUAAUUACUGACUUCAGCACUCAAGUAAAUAAUGAUAUCUGCGGAGUAGGGUUUGGAAGCACUUGCUUAUGAACUUGUGAUUUUGGAUCAUAUCAAAACUCUGGAGGAACAUGCUCUACUUGCAACAGUUGCUCUCUAGGCUGUGUAAGGGGAGUAUCAUGCAAUGUGUGCGAUGAUAAGCUUUGCAGUGUUUGCACUGGGUUUGGAACAAAUCUUUGCACAACUUGUGUGACUCAUGCAUCUGGAUCUGUGUGCUCAUGCGAUACCGGAUAUUCUUUAUCAUCAGAUGGGUUUUCCUGUGUAGUUUGCAGCACAGGCUGUUCUGCUUGCACUGGACUUAACUAUUACCAAUGUUCAUCUUGUUUGAGCUCUUAUUACUAUAUAAACAAUCUUUGUGAGCCCAGCUGCCCUACAGGAUACACACAAAACUCUGCGACGCAUAGCUGUGACUUAUCUUCAUCCCUUGUAUUGUAUUUAAAUCUUAUUGAUCAGCUUCGCCUUGAUACUGUAAGUGGAUUUAUUGUUGGGAGUGAUAGCACAAAUACAUACCCAAGCUGGGAUACUCAUGACCCUAUUCCAGCAAUCCAAAGAGGAUAUUACUUUACAGGAUCAAGCUAUAUGACUUCUAGCUUCAAAUUUAGUCCUUACUUUUCUCUCUCUUCUUGGAUAAAGGGCUUAAAUGGUGGCUACUUUUUAACAAAAUAUGAUGGGUCAGUGUAUCUUUCUAUAACCUUUGCAGCUGGAAUCCCGACACUAAUAAUUAAACUAUUGGACGGUACGACAAUUUCAGUUUCAGGAGGGUCUUCAAGUAUUUUCAAUUCUUGGAACUUUUUCUCAUUUUCUGGGCAAAUUUUGGGAGAUGGCACUACUAAGAUUAUGUCUUAUAUUAAUGGCAUCUCAGCUAGCACCCAAAUAUCAGGGACAUCAAGCUUCUUUAGAGACAGUGCUUCAGGAAACUUGAUUUUAGGUGCAGACCAAACAUUAGCUAAUGGCUGGGAAGGAUACGUUUGGAACUUAUACAUAUAUAACGAUAAUUCUCAUGCGACAACUGAUUGGACUACAUCUGGCUGUGGGACUGGCUGCACUAGCUGCCCUGCAGAUUUAACCUGUUUAAGUGGCUGCAGUUUAAGCACUUUUCCAUCUUCUUGCACAUCCUGCAAAACAGGAUGCAGCCAUGGCUGUGUUGGAGAUUUAACAUGCAGACUUUGCAAAGCCAAAGAAUGUCUCUCUUGCAAUACUUUUUCUGGAGCUUGCAUUAGCUGUAUACCAAAUGCAAGUCUUUCAGGGACAACUUGCCAAUGCAAUGCAAAUACACUUUGGGUUGACUCAUCAGAGAGCUGCGAACUUUGCAAUAGCGCAUGUGCUUCGUGCUCAUCAUUGACAUUUGAUGGCUGUAUAACUUGUUCAAGCACCCGCUAUCUGUUUGAAAACUUAUGCAUUAAUUAUUGCCCAACUGGCUACUCAAAAUCAGGAAGCAAGUGCAUAAUUGACUCAUCAAGCGCAUAUAUUUUUAAUUUAAAGCCAAACCAAAUUAAAGACGAAGUUACUGAUCUCCAAUCUGGUAUUAUUGCAAGCACAGGAAACGAUACAAAUUUCUAUCCAAACUAUGAAGAAUCAGACCCUUACGCAGCUCAAUAUCGUGGAUACUACUUUAAUGGAAAAUCAUAUAUGAAUGUGUCUUCCUCUUCUAGAGCUCUGAUUCUUGCUCCCAAAUUUACUUUUUCAAUGUGGCUUAACCCUUCUACAACUUCUUGUGAUUUAUUUACAAAGCAGUCAAACUCUACAGUGGCUACUCCCAUUUUGAAGCUAAGUUUGUCUUCUUUAACUCCUUCAUUGAAAAUAAAGCUAAGUGAUGGGUCAACCGCUUUAUAUACUAGCACUAGUAGCCUUAACCAAAAUCAAUGGAAUUUAUUAAUAGUUUCUUCAGAUAUUUCAGUGACUCCUGCCCAAGUAAUUUCAUUCAGCAUAAAUUCAGUUUCAGAUGCAUCAAGUGACUUAAGUACGUCGUGGUUUGAAGAUUUGCAAGAUUCGUUUAAGAUUAUAAUAGGAUCAUCUCUUUUGACAAGCUCAACAUUUGGAAAUUACUUCUCUGGAUUUAUUUGGGACCUGAAAAUCAGGAAUAGCAUUGUUAGUUUUUCUUCUUUGUACUCUACAUCUUGUUCACAAUGCUCUUUAUGUCCUGUAGAUAAUUCUGCAGCUUGUAUUCCUAAUUGUCCAAUUUCUGAGUAUUGGGAUGGAACGCAGUGUUCGGCUUGCAACAAUGCAUGCUCAGCUGUAGGGUGUGUGAGGAAUGAUAAAACUUGCAAUUUGUGCAAUAACGUUAUAUGCAGCGUCUGCGAUGAUUUUAUUUCUGGAUCCUGUCUCCAAUGCAAGACGAAUGCUUAUUUAUCAUCUGGAGAAUGCAUAUGCAAUAAUGGGUAUUAUUUAAAUAAAACCCAAGAAGAAUGUCUACAGUGCAAGUCAAACCAAUAUUCAGUCAAUGGAGUCUGCAACGACUGCCCAAGCAAGUGCACAUCUUGUUUAGAUUCAUCAAUUUGUUAUACCUGCAUCACAAAUGCUGAAUUAUCACAAAAUAACUCAUGCAUUUGCAAAGUUGGAUACAAUGGAAAUGCCUGCGAUGCAGCUUAUUUUAAUGCAUAUUUGGCAGUAAACGAUGACAACUCCUUAAACAUCACAUUCUCUGAAAAUCUUGUGAACAUAAUUUCUCAAUAUGACUUGAGUAUCAAUAUCGAAAAUAUUUCUUUGUCUGAUUAUUCAUGAACAAUGGAAAGGAUGAGCGACAAAUUUUAUACAAUUUCGUUGUCAUUUUCUGUAGAAGUUAACAGUAAAACUCCAAUAGCUAUAAAAUUGAUGAAUUUGACGUAUUUUGUAUCAGAAACAAAUGCGCUACUUAAAGAUGAUACUUUAGCUGGAGUUCUUUAUCACUAUAGUCCAUAUUCAAGCAGCCAGGCUGUUACUGCAGUAACUAGCCAAACAACAGCUGCAGUUCAAUCAAUUAUAGGGGCAUCAGUAGCAGUUUCAUUCAUUAACCCUAACCCAGCUAGCUUGUGGAGCAUGUUGAACACUCUAAAUUAUAUUGCAUACCUAGGCCUUACCAAAAUCCCAAUGUCAGAAUCGUUUUAUGCGUUUGUAAUAAAUAUGAAUGGCAAUUAUUAUUUACCAAAUUUAUUUGAAUAUUUCGUUGAUAAAAGUCAAGGGACUGCUCCAUAUGCUCAAGCAGUAAAAUAUGGCUAUGACACUGAUUUGAUUUUGCUUAAUGUUGGGAGUGCUAUUACAACACUUGGGGCCAUUGUAGCUGCACUUCCUUUAGUUUACUUCUUAUCAAACUGCUCCCAAAGGUAUUUAGCUAGAAAACUAGCAGGAAUACUAAAAAAUUAUAAAUGGUCAGUGUUUGUGAGGUUUUGGAUUCAAAGCUAUUUAGACUUCACCGCCGCAGCACUUAUAGGAUUAUUAAAUGUAAGAUUUAUUUAGUUUUCGUUUGGUAACAUGACUCAAGCUACAAAUACAAUUAUAUGCCUUGGCGUGUUUGUAAUUUUUAUUUAGAUUUUUUCAUCAGUUUCUCCUUUGCUAUUUUUUAUGCUCUCAUAUAAAAAUUUGCCGAAAAUUCAAGAAAGAGAAAAAGGUUUCGAAAAACUUUGGAGUUCAUUCUUUUAUGAGUUCAAAAAUGACCAAGGACUGAUGAGCACUCAAUAUUAUUCUCUUUUUUUCGGAAGAAGAUUUAUAUAUAUUAUGAAUGUAGCUCUACUUAAUAACUACCCAGCUUCUCAAGUUACAAUUAGCACCGUGCUUUCUCUUAUAACUGUGCUUUAUAUGAUCAAAUACCGACCUUAUGAGGAACCAAUUCUUCAAAUCACGAACACUCUUACCGAAAUUUGCACCAUGCUUUUUAUGGGAUUAAUGUCUGCAAACCUCUUUAAUAUGUCAUCAAGCAUGCAAAGCGAUUUUGAAUUGACAUUAAUUUCAGUUGCAAUUGGAAUUAUGGGUGUUCAGUCUGCUUCCUCAAUAGCACUUUUUGGCAAAACAUGCUAUGAGCUUGUCAAAGAAGGGCUGCAAAAGAGCUCACCACCACAAAAUAAAUACAAUAUUAGAAUUAAUAGGAAAGAAAAUAGACGAAUUGCAGACCUUGAUAGUAGUCCAACUGAAAUAAAUCGCAGCAUGGUGAAUAACGAUCUUUCAGAUAUUGGAGAUGGAGCUAUUAAUUAA